Lodderomyces parapsilosis is the source of this 1461-nucleotide messenger RNA. RefSeq lists its product as uncharacterized. Lineage: Eukaryota; Fungi; Ascomycota; Pichiomycetes; Serinales; Debaryomycetaceae. Gene Ontology annotation, cellular component: post-mRNA release spliceosomal complex. The transcript has a single exon. Bases 1 to 1461 code for a protein of 486 amino acids. The record is from RefSeq and is a predicted model, not a curated record. Gene Ontology annotation, molecular function: RNA lariat debranching enzyme activator activity. Gene Ontology annotation, biological process: mRNA splicing, via spliceosome.
AUGGCAGAUGAAACUAGAAUUCUCGUGCUUAAUCCGAAUCCGAAUGACUUAGAUAAGACAUUGAUUAAAGCCAAUUCACAAAACAAGAAAUCUGGGCCAUUUUCAGCCACUAUUUUAAUGGGAGAUGUCGUACCAAGUGGUAAGGCACUUCCACAAACGGAGCUUCUAGAAAGCACAUAUUUUGCUCAGGGAUGUAACGGAAUAUCUAACGUGGUAGAGGAAAAGUCCUUACAUCUGACGUCCACGUUAAUUGAUAUUGCUGACAACUUUACCUACGUUAAACCACCAUAUAGUAUUAUCAAGUUGGUUUCAGGGACGACAAUGUUGAUUGUCUCAGGAACGCUUCUGAAAGAAAGCAUUGAUAAAAUUACCCAAAUUAAGACGAGAAUAGAUUUGCUUUUUACAUUCAAGUGGCCCAUGGCGUUGUCUUUCCUAAAAUCAAUUCCCCAAGUUGGAGAUGAAACAAUUGAUAUGCUUGUCAAACUCAUCAAGCCACAAUAUCAUUUCGCUGUAGGAAAAGAUGAAGGGAACGUUUUUUGUGAGAUCCAACCUUUCAAGUGGCGUGGCGGUGAAAUUACCAGGUUCAUAAGUUUGGCACAAGAAGGAAGUGGUGACAAAUGGUUCUAUGCAUUUAAAAUGGGAGGAGAACCAGAUGAUAUGACAAAGUUUAUGGAUAAUCCUUUCCUUACAAAAAAGAGAUACAUGGACAACAGAGAUAAUGGGGUGGAUGUUGUAGUAAAGAAGGCGAAAGUUGUCACACCUGAACAUUGCUUUUUCUGUCUAAGCAAUCCCAAGACGGAAACACACAUGAUUGUAUCAAUUGGGUCACAAGCGUAUCUCACAGUCGCAAAAGGUCCGCUAACUAGAUCCAACAAAGAUCUAUCCUUUUCGGGUCAUGGGAUUAUCAUACCAAUUCAACAUGUCCCCCAUGUCAAUGAUCGAAAUGGUCCAAUAAGGCAAGAGAUUAACCAGUUUCAGCAAACAUUGGUGAAAGCGUUUGCGAGUCAAAAACCGUUUCUCAAGUUGAUCUUUUUUGAGUUGAAUCGACAUGAUAAUGUUCAUCACAAUGUCCAAUUCUUGCCUGUUUAUGAAUCACAACUUGAUAAGUUCCCCAAAUCGUUAGAGUAUAGAACCAAAAUCAAUAAUGAAAAAUUUAAACGGAACCAGAGCCUUGAGUUUGCUGAGUUUACGAAGGAGAAUGAUCCCAGACUUGAGGAUAUUGAAAAGGAGAACGACUAUAUCAAAUUUACAAUUUGCACGAGCGAAUCAGAGUUUAAAUUUUACAUUGCCAAGUUAGUCAAAGGUAAGCCACUCGAUAUCCAGUUUCCUCGUAGGGUACUUGCGCAUAUGCUAAAUCUACUAGAUCGCGUACAGUGGGACAAAUGUCAACAACCAAAAUUCAAGGAAAUGGCUGAUUGCGAGGAGUUUAAACAAUUUUAUAGAAAUUAUGACUUUACUUAG